This is a messenger RNA of Parasteatoda tepidariorum (common house spider), 4079 nucleotides long. RefSeq lists its product as uncharacterized. NCBI's taxonomy places the organism in Eukaryota, Metazoa, Arthropoda, Arachnida, Araneae, Theridiidae. Gene Ontology annotation, biological process: neuropeptide signaling pathway. The record is from RefSeq and is a predicted model, not a curated record.
ACAGAUUCUCUAGCUUGGGCAUCGGUUCAUGAUUUGAGAUUCCUUUUCCCAGAUUGAUUGAAAUCUGAAACAACAAGUUGUUAAGCUGAUCUGAAACAUCUAUUUUAUUGAUCUCUAUCUGCCAGGCAGAACUGAAAGCUGAGUGAUGGUGGUUCGAUUGGUUCUCCUGCGCACAUAUUACUUCAUUUGUUGCUUACUCAUUGCAUCUGGCAACGUGAUUCCGCCAUCAAACACCAAAACUUCUGACCAAAAGAGCAAUAACAACGCUACUAAAGACUCAAUAGAAAAUACAACUACAGAAGUGAAGGAAGCUCAAAGUGUGAAUUUAAAGACAGUUUCACGUAGUAGAAGAAGUAAUCUAAAUUCUAACUUCAAUGAACAGUUUAAUAUUAAUGCAGGAGAAAAUGCAGCUUUUAAUUCUGCUUUUCGAUAUAACGAUCAAAUUAUGCGAAAGUUGUUAAAGACUCAUUCCCCAAACCCUGCCAGAUCACAUUUUUUCUUUAAUCUCAUAACGCCUUUAGAUCGCAGAGCAACGCGGUACAACAGUUGGGAUGACCACUCGGUGAUGCACUUUGGUAAAAGGUCAGUGUCCGAGAAAGAGAGUGAUGAAAGUUUAACAGACGAAAAGUCGUUAUAUGAACCUGAUCCUAACAUUUCCAAAGAAGACGAGGAUUCAAAAGAUAUAGAAGAACUGGGAAACAUAAAAAGAGGUACAGAUUCUUGGAUGGACCAUAAUGUAAUGCACUUCGGAAAGCGUGAUGAUGAAGUUCUAAAUGGAGAAGUUAGUCCUUUUGCAGAAACGCUUGAUGAAGAGAAAAAAUCAGAAGACGCUUGGCAUAAUAUGAUGAACUUCGGAAAAAAAUCCGAAAAUCCGUGGAAUGAUCACAAUACAAUGCACUUUGGAAAAAAAGAUGAUCCCUGGCAUAGUAUGAUGAGCUUUGGAAAGAAAUCAGAAAAUCCCUGGAAUGAUCACAAUACGAUGCACUUUGGAAAGAGAGAAGAUCCAUGGCAUAGUAUGAUGAGCUUUGGAAAGAAAUCAGAAAAUCCUUGGAAUGAUCACAAUACGAUGCACUUUGGCAAGAGAGAAGAUCCCUGGCACAGUAUGAUGAGCUUUGGAAAGAAAUCAGAAAAUCCCUGGAAUGAUCACAAUACGAUGCACUUUGGAAAGAGAGAAGAUCCAUGGCAUAGUAUGAUGAGCUUCGGAAAGAAAUCAGAAAACCCUUGGAAUGAUCACAAUACGUUGCACUUUGGAAAAAAAGAAGAUCCUUGGCACAAUAUGAUGAGCUUCGGAAAGAAAUCGGAAAAUCCAUGGAAUGAUCAUAAUACAAUGCAUUUCGGCAAGCGAGAUGAUGAGUUUCAACACAAUAUGAUGAGUUUCGGGAAAAAAUCCGAAAAUCCGUGGAAUGAUCAUAAUACAAUGCAUUUUGGGAAAAAAGAUGAUCCUUGGCACAGUAUGAUGAGCUUUGGAAAGAAAUCGGAAAAUCCCUGGAAUGAUCACAAUACGAUGCACUUUGGAAAGAGAGAAGAUCCAUGGCACAAUAUGAUGAGCUUUGGGAAGAAAUCGGAAAAUCCAUGGAAUGAUUAUAAUACAAUGCAUUUCGGCAAGCGAGAUGAUGAGUUUCAACACAAUAUGAUGAGUUUCGGGAAAAAAUCCGAAAAUCCGUGGAAUGAUCACAAUACAAUGCAUUUCGGUAAAAAAGAUGACCCAUGGCAUAGUAUGAUGAGUUUUGGCAAAAAAUCAGAAAAUCCUUGGAAUGACCACAACACAAUGCAUUUUGGAAAGAGAGACGAUCCGUGGCAUAGUAUGAUGAGUUUUGGAAAGAGAUCGGAAGCUUUUUGGAAUGAUCAUAACACAAUGCAUUUUGGCAAACGGGAAGAUCCUUGGCACAGUAUGAUGAGUUUCGGAAAGAAAUCUCUUACUGAUCAAAAAGGAAAUAUUAUCAGCAGAGAAACCAUAUUGACGACUGAGAAUAACACUGAUGAUCACUCUGAAACUGACACCGAUGAAAUAAACAAUUCAGCACCUAUCAGUGAAAUGAAAUCAAUGAACAAACGAUCGAUUCACCCCUUAGAAAGUGAUAUAAAACAACUAAAGACAACAAAAAUGCAAUACGAAACUCCAACGAAUGUCAAAUAUUUAGUAAUUGAUGAUAAAUCGAGUAAAAAAGACGAGCAGAAUAAUUCAGAGUUUAAAGCGCAUGACCAAUUAAAAUCUGAAGACCAGCAAAAUUUUGAAAAAAAAUCCAAACUUUGGGAAUCACACAAAGCGAUUAAUUUCGGAAAAAUAGAUCCUCCGUUUGACGCACAUAACAUGUACAUAACACCAAGUCUAAAAAAUAGAUUAAAACAAAAACCCAAAAAUUCAUUUGGAAGAAAUGGUAAUUUCAAAUUAACACCAAAUACCCAAAACAAAGGAAUGAACCUGGUAGGUACUGAAAAGAAAUUACUUCUGAAAAAAAGGUCUGUGGAGGAAAUCAUGCCUGCCGAAAAAAACUUUGAUAACGAAGACGAAACAGGUCUUCAACAAUCAGGGUCACUAAAUUCCCGAGAAGAAUUUCCUGAACCAUUUCUUCAGUUUGGUAAAAGAUCACCUGAUGAUAAUGAUGCUACUGAUGAUAAAAAGUUUGUACCUUGGGAUAUAUUAUAUCUAACUGCUCUUGAACAAAAAAGAGACCCUUGGGAAUCACAUAAUACACUACACUUUGGAAAAAGAUUCGAUCCUUGGGAUUUGCAUAACACUAUGCAUUUUGGAAAGAAGUCGGAUCCCUGGAAUUAUCAUAAUACAAUGCAUUUUGGGAAAAAGAAAGAUCCAUGGGAAAACCAUAAUACAAUGCAUUUUGGAAAGAGAUCUGAUCCAUGGCAAUCACAUAAUACGAUGCAUUUUGGUAAAAGAUCUGAUCCAUGGCAAUUGCAUAACACAAUGCACUUUGGUAAAAAAUCUGAUCCUUGGGACGCACACAAUACAAUGCAUUUUGGAAAAAGAUUUGAUCCGUGGCAGUCACACAAUACCAUGCAUUUUGGCAAAAAGUCAGACCCAUGGCAAUCUCACAACACCAUGCAUUUUGGAAAAAAGUCAGAUCCCUGGGAAAAUCAUAAUACUCUGCACUUUGGAAAAAGAGAUUCGGAUGAAUUUCCAGAUUAUGCCGAUUACACAAACAAUCCUGAAUUUGAACUUGACUUGAACGAUCCAACUUCUAUUCUAAAUCCCAUUGUUCUCAGUGACAAAAAUUCUUUAACAUCGUUAGAAAAUGAAUCCAACAUGAUAGCGAAGUUGUUGCGGUCCAGAAUGAAUGAAGAUUUUCCUGAAGAUCCGACUGCAGAAGAUUUACUUUUUAAGUUGCUUGAAAAUGCUGACAAAUUAUCAAAAAGUGAUUUGCCUGGUGUUGCCACAGAACAGAAGCAAGAACAAAUGUCCGGAACAGAAUCAGAUCGAAACGGACCAAGAUUAGUAGAAAUCGAAAAUGUUCCAAACCGACUAAAGAGCGAUCAGCCUGUAGGCCGAAGUCCCGACAAACGAUACCUGAUUCCAUUUCAAGGUCCAAAAUCAAUUGUGUAUCCGCAUGCUUGGCUGGUGUCUCAAAUCAGAAGGUCCGUUCCAUCUAGUAGACAAUUCGAUCUGAGAGUGGCAGAGAAAAAGGAAGACCCUAUAAAUUCUUAUAUGCAUUUUGGUAGACGUUAGUUUUUCUUGAAGAAGACAAUUUUAUUUUUUUCAAUUAAUUACAUAAAAUUUAAACUGAUACCAGUUAAAGAAAAUAAGUGGCAAUAAAUAAAGAGCCAUAUUAAAAACCCGAACCAAAAUAAAUUAUGAAAUAGUACUUAAUUAAGAGCUGACAUAUCAAUAAAGAACAAAGGCAAAUUUUUUUUCCAUUUAUUUAUUUCUGUGAUGAUGAAUUUUAAUGACACGAAAAGAAUUGUAAAUGUUACUUUCCAUAUGUUCAUCAAUUAUAUUUUAUGAAUAAUUAUAGGGAUAAAUAUAUUUCUUGGCAUAGAUAAUCCCAUUGUACAAACCAAAAUAACUUACAGUUCUCAAAUACACUUUAUUGUGUUUCAAAAUAAUAAAAUCAUAUUAUUAGAACAAA